UCAGUCAUUAACACAACAACCUGUGUAAAUCAUUUCCAUGAGAUUUCACUCCUAAGGUGAGGGACAAAGUAUAAAAGGUCUGCUGUUAAAAAGCAAUAUUUUUCAGUGGAUGAAUAUGCAUACUUCUCUUUUCUCCAGGCUCACUUGGAGUGGGCUCAGGUAAAUCAUUUUAAUUGCUGCAAAACUCUUUUGCUCUCAGUAGAAACAGCUACAGCUGAAGGUGUGAAAAUUAAUUUUGAGAAAAUAAUUAAGAAAUGUAAUUUUUCACUGUUGAACUUGGGACUGUUUGAUGCAGGAAAGCUCAAUAAUUUGCACAUAUAUUGCCAGAAGGCCUUGAGUAGAUUUAGAAAAGGGAGGAUUAGAUUUAGACACGCCUGUCGUACAGACCGUGUGAGCAGAGCUUCUGUAUUUCUCCUCUAGGUUGGUGUCAUCUCCCCUGAUGGCCACAUCUGUUCUGGCUGCAUUUGGCUUCCCUUGCACCUGUGGACUGCAAAUUUGCUUUUCCUGUACACUGUUUUCAUGCUUACUGAAAGCACUGUCAGCUCAGCACAGGGCCUACCGGUAGAGGCGCGUGGUGGUGAGAUGUUGAUUUUGGCUCAUCUGUUGCUCUAACUGAAGCCACCAGAGGUCUUGUUUGUUUCAGUUCUGCCUUUGCUCCACUUUUCUGACCAAACCCACGUCUGAUUUUCCGGUCCCUGUUUUGUCCAAAGUAAGCUGUAAGUCGUUAGAGGUAAAGCAACGCCUGUGACAUGGAGUAUGUCCGUACAGUACGUCCCACUGCUAAUCAACACCGUUGGAAAUUCUGGCAGGCUGUGGAUGAGUGUUGCCAUGGAGAACCUGGAGGACAAAUUUGCAGCUCUGUCAGUUGCUCGACGCCUGCAGCCUAGGGAGCCCACGUACCUGCUGGACCUAGCUGUUCAGACUCCAGGCUCUGGCGGUGGGCUGGUGGCUGCCUGUUGCUCCAACCGCUCUGUUGUUCUGCACGACUCGCACACCCUCAGUCUUCAGGGUGAAUUCAAGGGUCACAGCGGGGCAGUGUGUGGAGUGCGUUUUUCCCACUCCUCCUCUGGCCUGCUGUUCUCAGGCUCUGCUGAUGGGACAUUGUGCACCUGGGAUGUGCGCUGCCCCGGCUCGCAGGCUGUACAGGUGUUCCAGAGCUCCCCCUCUCACUCUUUCUGCAGCUUUGACAUCAGCUGCAACGACGUGGUGCUGUGCGCUGGCACUGAGCAGGUGGAGGAGGACAGCUUCCUGGUGUUCUGGGAUGCCCGCAUGGCAAAGGAGAGGGACGGGGUUUUGGGGGUGUACUCCGAGUCCCACAGCGAUGACAUCACUCAGGUGCGCUUUCACCCUCAGGAUCCAGACCGCCUGGCUUCUGGCUCCACUGACGGCCUGGUCAACGUGUUUGACCUGGGCCACGGCUCGGAGGAAGACGCCCUGCUAGCCACCUGUAACUCCGGCUCCUCUGUCAGUGCGGUGUGCUGGGCGGGUAAGGAAUAUGGGAGGCUCCUGUGCCUGAGCCAUGAUGAGGGUCUCCACCUGUGGGACUUGGCCCACAUGGAAACGGAGGAACCGUUGACCGUUCUGAGCAUCCCUGAUGCCCGGUGCUCUGCUGCUCUCUCUGGAGAUUCAGCCCUGGAUUACUUUGUGGGAGGAGCCUGGGUGGAGCAGGAGGAGAGGCUCCUGGUGAUUGGUGGGACCAUCAGAGGGGAGCUCCACCUCUUUGACUGCAUUGACCAGGGCCUGGAGCUACGGAAAUCUCUGCAGGGUGGCCACUCUGCCACUGUUCGCUGUUUCCAGUGGGACCCUGCGGGGGGCGCUCUCUUCACGGGCGGGGAGGAUGCACAGCUGGUGCAGUGGAAGCCAGGAGCAGAGGAACUAGCAUCUGGGAAGAGACACACCCUAAAAAGUGCCUCUGCAUUGCAGCUCAAAGCUGGACGCCAUGGGAAGCACACAAGCAAGAAAGAAAAGUGAGACAGAGGGGUGUGAACUGGGGAGGACAUCAAAGACAGGGGAACAGUGCUCUGCUUUGUGAACCGCCUGUUUCCAUAGACAGUGCUGUCGGCUGAGAACACCUGUGUAAGCAUUUGGGGACACAGCCUGGGACGUCUUUCUAGUGAUUUAUGGAAAACCGAAAGGCUGCAGACCUGGAGUACCGGGGGUCCGUGCAGGCCGGUGGAUCAGUACCCAGCACAGACCGGAACUCAGGCCCACUGCCCUCCAGGACAAGACAUAUACACAGAAGAAAUGGGAGGUGUUUUCCAGGCACUCACCGUUAAUGUGUUUUCAUGCUUUAUCCUGUGAAGUGAAGUGUCAGUUAGAUUUUCUUUCAAAGUCUGCAGAAAAGAGAUGUUUAUGGCACAAGACCAGCGAGGACUGCUGUUUCCCCUGUGCUUUGUCAAAGUCUAGUGACCCCAGACUUGGAAUGUGCAUCUGUUGAUUAUCUUUUCUUUUUUUCUUUUUUUUAAAUCUAGCGUGAAUUUUAAAAUUUCUGCUCUGAAGUUUAAAAGUAGCCUUCAUCUUGGAUUCUGAUUACAGGGUUCACAUCAUCAAAGUCAGUGAGAUGAUAGAGUGCACAUAGGAGCAACAAUGUCCUGUCCUGUUCUACAAAAUAAAUAUAAUGAUAUUUAAUGACUUCGAAAUGGAGUUCAAUCUAGAGGCCUUCCCUGUAAUCACUCAAGACAAUGAUAUUUGGACAGCUCUGCACAGUGUUUCCUGGGGCGGAGACCAGCACCAUAAACAGAACAGUAAACCAGUCUAAUGACAGAGAAAAAUGCUGUACACAUUGGAAAUGAAUUGUUAUGGGUCACUCUGAGAAGUACCUUUAUGACUAUAGGCUGUGGUUAUGUAUUCAGUAUCAUCAUGCUUGCUUUUAAAUUAUAUAAGAUCAUUUGCAUUAUCUUGAGAUUAAAAAAAUGUGCCUUACGUAUAAACCUGUUUGUAUCUCCUGACUUCAGUAAACGGUUGUGUGCUGGGCUGGGUAUGAAUGUUUUUGUGCACAACUGGGUGGAGUUAUGAUUUAAUCCUAAAUGGAAUCUUCAUAAAACAGCAUGAACUCUUUUAACAAUACUUUAAGUCUGAACAUAGUCACCAUCCGUUUAUAAUGUUUUGUGUAAAAUGUAAAAAGAUCAUUAUUCUUGGAAUGUAGUAUUUGCUCAAAGGCUUGUGUCAUAGCUCAGGCUGUAUAUUUGGUAAUCUGCGUGAUGCACAGCAGCCAUCAUGAGAUGUAGCACUGUAGCAAGCGUGGCCAGUUUUCAUCAAACUGUCAAAUUUAGUGAGUCUAAAUGUUGAAACGACCACCCCAGUUUGUCAAAGAAUUCUAAAAGGUUGUCAGUGGCUGAAGGGUGUUGGGAUCUUGGUGUAAUAUAUCGCAGAGGUGCACAACAAGGGCAGAUCACAUGCAUACUUCAGGUGUAACUUUUUAUAGUAUAUUUAUAUUUCUUAAUAUGCUUUGUACAUUACACAUGGUAUCAUUCGAACAACAUAUGGAGACAAUUUCAUUAACCAUGACUUUUUUGUCAUUUGUUUUAGAGAGUUUAGCUGUCUUUCAAUUAGAAUUUUAGGAUUGAAGGUGUGUCAUAAUGUACAUCCUGCAUGGAGAGGCUCAGGCCGCUGUCUCAGCAAAGUAUUUUUAAAAUAGUUUACAGUGACUGCUCUUGAUAUCUCUGACAUCUUAACUAACAGUCCUAUGUUAGUAUUAGAACAGAGUGGCAUUUUUUAAAUACAAACUGAACUUGUCUACUAAAACUGAACGUGUCUACUAAGUUUAAUAAAAUGGUUAAGAAAAUGCA
Anguilla rostrata (American eel) is the source of this 3788-nucleotide messenger RNA. RefSeq names its product WD repeat domain 89 (gene wdr89). The transcript is spliced from 2 exons. Bases 757 to 1971 code for a protein of 404 amino acids. The record is from RefSeq and is a predicted model, not a curated record. Gene Ontology annotation, molecular function: protein binding. NCBI's taxonomy places the organism in Eukaryota, Metazoa, Chordata, Actinopteri, Anguilliformes, Anguillidae.